GGCGUUGCGCAAACAAAGAGGUCGGACGAAAGCCGGCCGGCAUGCAGACCUAACUUUGAGGUGUUAGGUCAAGGUGCUUACGCAAGGGGCACUAUUACUUCAUCGGUUGCGCCGGUACGAUUCCUUCGCUGUGUGGCGUCCUCCCAAAAGGAGAAAAGUGGGAGGAGAGUUGUGCCGGUGCCCGGUCUACAAAAUGCGCACAUACCUCGUGAUUGGGAACCAGCGACAAAUCGGUAUAGUGCAUGCUGGGUAGCACGAGAUAAUACGGUCUCUUGUGCACGGGUGAUUGAUGCGAGUGGACGAAUUUUCCCUAGCUGAGUAUUGCUAGGAGUAAUUGUGAGCCUGUGAUUGCUUAUGUUAGCAUGUGGCUGUGUGUGAACACAUAUUUCUCUGGAGGGCCAUUCCCAGAAGGUUAAAGUGCCAUUCUGUGACACUGUUUAUAAUACGUAUUUCUCUGGAAGGCCAUUCCCAGAAGGUAUAAGUUCCAUUCUGUGACGUGCAACCGACGAGCCGACGAGACGAGCCGACAUGUUCCCUCGAAGACGACGAGGACGAUUGGUGCCAUCCUGACGAGCAGUCCAGUCGAUGUCAACAAAAGCUUGACUGUCAGAGUGGGACAACAGAUAUGUCGGAAUUUAAAGUAGACCGGCUUUUCGCUGAUGAAGACUUCGAUGUCAUUGACAACCAACAAGACCAACAAGAAGAAAACCACAAUGAGGCGGGUGGCAGCAUGGGUGAAGUUGAUGAUACAGCUGACAGGGAGAUGUUUGAAGAAGAAAUUUACCGGUUAGAUGAAAGUGUGAAAUGCAAAUCCACUAAGCAGUCAACAAAAUGGGCCAUAAAAAAGUUUGAGGACUGGCUGCAGAAACGGAAUUUCAAUGUGGACCUGGAGAGUGUGUCUGAUGAUGAGCUAGCGCAAAUACUUCGAAAAUUCUAUGCGGAGGUUCGCACGAAUGAUGGCAAAAUAUAUUCUCCGGGAACCCUGCGUGGUUUAAGGGAGGGCAUUCAAAGGACUAUUGCUGGAAACCCAUACAACAGGGCAGUUAACAUUCUAACAGGAACGGCCUUCAUGCUAGCAAAUCGUACGCAAGAAACAAUGUGCAAAAAAUGGGUUGGAAAUGGAAAGCAAAAGCAUAUGCCUGCAUUUUAAAAGGGGGACAUAUCAAAAAUGGAGAUAUAUUUUCAAGGGUACAAAAAUGACCCUGAAAUUUUAACAAACACUUUUUGGUUUCUGUUAUGUUAUUUUGUUUCCAGGCGAGGACGCGAAGGUUUUCGUGAGCUGAAAGUCGACUCGUUUGAAGUAAAAGCAGAUGACAAAGGGGUAGAAUAUAUAACUGAAAGACAUGGAGAAACAAGUAAAAAUUGGCAGGGUGGCUCAUCAAGUAAGGCAUGGGACUAUACAGUCCAAAGAGGUUAUGCCUUAACAAUUGGAUGUUCUGAAAUUAACCUCGUUGAUGUCUUCAAGUUUUAUCUUUCAAAGUUGUCUCCAUCAAACACUGCAUUAUUUCAAAAGCCUUUUAAGAAAUGUAGAGGAUCAACAGUGUGGUAUGGGAAUGCUGUUCUUGGGAAGAACAAACUUGGAACAAUUAUGAAAAACAUCUCAUUCGUCUGCAAGCUGUCUAGGGCAUACACAAACCAUUCUGUCAGAGCUACAGCAGUUACAGUCAUGGAAUUGAUACUACGCAAAUAAGCACAAGACAGAAGAAUCUCUAAAACAUUACAAUGAAAACCAAACAUCUGAACAAAAACGUUAAUGUGCUGAAGCAUUAAGUGCAGGACUUUCAGCCACAGAAAUCUGCAUAUCUGAUCAAUCAGAGCAAUCAAGUAACAGCCAAACUAUCAACUCAUACAGAAGCACCAACACGCUGACAAUUCCAACCAUGGGAAACCACACCUUCAACCUCAAUAUAACUGGAGGCACAUGCAACUUCCAAUUUUUUAACAAGUAAAGAAACAGUUGUGGCAGAUUGAAAAAUUGUGUUUUUGGUCUCAUAAUGCAUUUUGUUGAAGUUUAAUUUUAAAAAUGUUUUGUCUUACAUUAAAAUUGUAUGGGCCAUUAUAGUGUUAACCACCAGGGGGCUGUUUCAUAAACGAUUGUAUGUAAAUGUUUACUUACGAGAGAAUUUUGUAAUCUUGAUAAGCAGAUGAACUAGCUCGCUAUGCUCGUCAAAUAAACAUAAUGUGAAAAUGCUUUAUUCUAGUUUUCUUAGAAUUGAUGAUAAUAUUUAAGAAAUUAUUUGUGUACAUUGCAGUGUGUUGUCGAAUAACCCACGACCAGAAGUUUAGAUGCGUAGUGAUUUGAAACAAUGAAACUAUACUUUCGACCGUGGGUUAUUAGACAACAAACUAUAACCUACACAAAUUAUUUUGAUUCUAACACGGUUUUUAAUAAAGAUUAAUACAAUGUAUCUUGUUUAUUUGCCAUGUUCCGUGUUAGAAUUUUUGUAAGUAACAAGUCUGAAGGUGUUGAAUGGGCAAAUAAUUGUUUGGAGGAUUAAAUGUCUGUGAUAUAUAUACAAAAAAAUAAGCAUCUGUGUAUCAAAGUGUCAGGGAUUUAAAAGGUAUUUGUUUCUUAUGAGUUUUGAUUUCUGUGAAAUUUGUUUUUUACAAAAUGUUUAUAAAUUGUUAUUAGUUAUGCCAGUCCUGAGCCGUUUCUCAGCAACUGUUAAUAUUAAAUUUCCUGGAACUUGCAUUACAUUUGUAAAUCUGUAUUAUCAUACUAUGGUGCAUACAUACUUUGCAUUCGCAUUGAUUAGGUAAACUCAGUUUAUGCACCCUUUAUUGAUUAAAUAUGACAUUUUUCUCAGUAACUACCAGUAUGUGUAUUUCAUGGAAUUUCAUGACAAUUUUUUUAAUGAAUGUGAAUUGCUAUAGUGCGAUAGUCCAUAUUGAAGUUUCGUCAGGAUCGACUAGGUAACACCAGAGUUAUGACCUUUAACUGAGGUCACUAUGGUCUGUAAUUACUAAAAUUUGAGUAAAUGUGUUAUUGUCAUACUUUGAAAGUGCAAAUGCAAGUUUUAUUAAGAUUAAUAUGGUAAUUCUAGAGUUAUCCCCUCUCAUUUAUUUAAAUUAGAAAUUUUGACCACACCAAGCUGUUUAGUAUGAAACUGCAUGUAUGUAAUAAUCAAUUUGUCCGGUAAUGUCAAAUAUGAAUCUCUUUCAAUGGUAGGUUAACAAAGUAUUCUGUUUUGUACUGAAAGAAAGAAUGCAUUAACAUCCUACUAAUUGUAUACAUGUAUUGCCCACUGUAGUUAUUAAAUAGUGUUGAAAUAAAUAAAUAAGCAUACGUUAAUUGAACAAUUUGAGAUACCUAGGCACUGGCCACUGUUUAACUAUAUCAAUAACUUCAUAUGUGUCACCCGAAUAAAUUUGUCCGGGAAUGUCAAAUGUGAAUGAUCUCUUUAAAUGGUAGGUUAACAAGGUAUUCUAUUUUGUACUGAAAGAAAGAAUGCAUUAACAUCCAACUUAUUGUAUACAUGUAUUGCCCACUGUAGUUAUUGAAUAUUGUUGAAAUAAAUAAACAUACAUGUAUUGAACAAUUUGAGAUAAAUAGGCACUGGACACUGUUUAACUAUAUCAAUAACUUAAUAUGUGUCACCGUAAUAAAUUUGUCCGGAAAUGUAAAAUGUGAACGAUGUCUUCAAUGGUAGGUUAACAAAGUUUUCUAUUUUGUACUGAAAGAAAGAAUGCAUUAACAUCCUACUUAUUGUAUGCAUCUAUUGCCCACUGUAGUUAUUGAAUAUUGUUGAAAUAAAUAAUCAUAAAUUUUUUUGAACAAUUUGAGAGACAUAGGCACUGAACACUGUUUAACUAUAUCAAUAAAUUUAUACGUGUCACCAUCUUUUUCGAAAAUUGUUUGACUGCAAAAAUAGCCAGGUAGUGGCAGAUAACCUGGACGCGCUUCCCGGUCAGCCAUCACUAAGGGAAGUAACGCGCGUGGACAAGUUUAUCAUUGUGGCGUCACCACCAUCUCUUUAGUAUUCUAUUUUGUACUGAAAGAAGGAAUUAAUUUACAUCCUACUAAUUUUACACAUGUAUUGCCCACUGUAGU
Messenger RNA from Dreissena polymorpha, 4051 nucleotides. RefSeq lists its product as uncharacterized. NCBI's taxonomy places the organism in Eukaryota, Metazoa, Mollusca, Bivalvia, Myida, Dreissenidae. The record is from RefSeq and is a predicted model, not a curated record. The coding region runs from base 626 to 1150 and encodes 174 amino acids. The transcript has 5 exons.